Podarcis muralis (Common wall lizard) is the source of this 3049-nucleotide messenger RNA. RefSeq names its product serine protease 27-like. The record is from RefSeq and is a predicted model, not a curated record. Gene Ontology annotation, molecular function: serine-type endopeptidase activity. NCBI's taxonomy places the organism in Eukaryota, Metazoa, Chordata, Lepidosauria, Squamata, Lacertidae. Gene Ontology annotation, biological process: proteolysis.
AUGGCAAGACAGCAAGGGGCACCCAGAUUCGGCACCGCAGGAGUUCUGCUACUGAUUUUGGCUGCCUUGAUGAUUCAAAGAGGGAUCUGCAAGCAGUGGCAUUAUGGAUAUAAUUCUUGUGAAAAUGACCAGCAGAUAAUACCCGACAGAGGUUAUCAUAUGACCCGUUCCCAUUGGGUAUGUGGGCGACCAAUCACCCUGAAUAGAAAUGUUGGGGGUGAGGACUCUGUGGAAGGUGAAUGGCCAUGGCAGGUCAGUGUGAAGAAGAUGGGCAAGCAUAUCUGUGGAGGGGCUUUGAUAACCCAUGACUGGAUUGUGACCGCAGCACAUUGCUUCCCACCAGAAGGUGAUCUCUCCCAAUACUCCGUGUUGCUAGGGGCCAACAAACUGGAGAAUUCCUGGCCCCACAAACAGUCCAUAGGAGUUGGAGACAUAAUCAGAAAUCCCCGCUAUGCAGGGGAGGCCACAAGCGGAGACAUCGCCUUGGUGAGGCUGAUCUUCCCAGUGAGAUUCACCAAUUACAUCAGCCCAAUCUGUGUACCUGCACCCAACGUGGACUUUCCUGCAGGCAUGAUGUGCUGGGUCACUGGCUGGGGAGAUAUCAGCGAAGGACAGGAUCUGCCUUCUCCAAAGAAGCUCCAGAAGCUUCAGGUGCCCAUAAUAGAUCUUCAGACCUGCAGACGGCUCUAUAGUAUUGACAUGGGACCAAACCUGCCCCAGAAACCCAUCCAGGACGACAUGAUGUGUGCCGGGUAUGCUGAGGGUAUGAAGGACACGUGUAAGGGUGAUUCUGGUGGCCCACUGAUGUGCAAGAUAAACCAGGAAUGGCUCUUGGCUGGUAUUGUCAGCUGGGGAGAAGGCUGUGCUGAGAAGAACCGCCCUGGCGUGUACAUCCGCCUUACCGCAUACCACGAUUGGAUUCACAGGAUUAUCCCCAAUUUGGAAUUUGUUGAACCUAGGAGGGGUUACAACACCAGGAUCAGGAAUCAAGGCACUUCUGGAGCUGUUGGGAGGGGACAGGCCUUCAUAACUGUCCUGCUCCAGGUUUUGGUGUGGACCCUUAUUCAUAUCUUGCCAUAGGAUCUGUGGGAAAAAGAAGUUACAAGUGGUCAAGUGCUGCGGGGUUACCUCUCAUCUCAUCUUUCUCCCAUUUCUUGGUCACUCCUAACUUCAUCUGCCCAGGAUUCUAAUAACUACUAUCCACUUGGCCGUGAGCAGCACUUGCACAGGGAGAUACAAAUGCAGUGAGCGCAUGGGUGCCUCUGCAGACAUAGAGAUGGUUUGGUGCUUCCUUCUCAACAGGGGGAUGCAACACCCUUUUUCAUGACCCCUACUAGCCACUGUCUCCUUUCUUGCCACAAAACUUUUACAUAUGUAUGGUGCAAUCAGAAAUCAUGGGUAGCUGGGUCGGGGAGGGGCAUCAUCAUGGAAUCAUCAUGUGCCUGUUGUUGGGUGAUGCCUUAAGGCAGGGGUGCCCAAACUUUUUUCAAAGAGGGCCAGAUUUGAUGAAGGCCUGCGAAAUGGAAUUUGGACAUGCCUGCCUUAAGGGACAGAGUUGGACCUCUGAGGCAAAUUAAUUGAGGCUCAAACUACAGAAAACGCUCAGUUGUCUGAUUCCCCCACUUGUGUUUUUUUUUUUAAAGGCAAAACAGCUUUGUAAACUGUCUUAAACUUUUCAUGACACUGAAAAUCAGCUACCUGAGGUAGCUGCCUGAUUCAUGGUAAAUGCCAAUUCCUACCUCUGAUACUGAACUUGCUUUUUACUGGAUCAAAGUUGAAAAGCAAAGUAAUCAAUGUAUUUGAUACAUUCCAAUUUCUAAAGAUUAGCAUUAUCUUCACCUCUCCUUCCCCUGCCCAGGUCAGUGUAUCACAAUAUGCAUUAAAAAAAAAGUUUCAACUUUAGGAUGCUAGUGUUAUGACUAUUUUAAAAGUCCAUAUUUCAGUCUAAUACAAAACUGUCUGUUUGGAAUACGUAUGCUUGAAACAGGUUUGUGUAAGAGUUGCUUCAAGGAAUCCUUACCUUUACUCCCUCUUUAUCUAUUUCUAUCUGCCCACAUCACUUUAUGUUUUCAAGUAUACCUGAAAUACAAAAUUAUAGUGAUUUUAUGACAAUUUCAUUGUCAUGGCAACCUGGGAGUUGCAGUUUGGGAAUAAUGGUCUGUUAGGCAGUGUUUCCUCACAGCACUGCAAUUCUCAGGAGGAAAGAAUAACUUUCAAAGUAAUUAAAAACUGUGAUGUAGAUGUACCCUUAAUUAAUCACAUGCACUAUUCCUCAGCUGGCCAUGACACUAAGCAGCAGCCAUUAUCCUGUCUUCUAUGGGUUUAACUAUUUUCCAUUACACCAACCAAAUUAUUAGCAAUCAUGUAGUGGGUUUCGGAGAAAAUUGAAGAUGAGGCAUGGACACCCUGAUGGUGACUGGCACCACAGUACAAGGGCAAGGGAGAUCUAAGUCUUCCCUCCACAACUGUGAUUUGGUAAAUAUAAUCUCCCAUACAGUAGUUAGCAUUAAGGAAAAAAAACCACUCCCAUUGACAGCAGUACUUCGCCCCCUCUAAUGUUAUCUGCUGGACUGGGCAAGGGAAUAUUUUUGCUGAGACCAGAGUUGGGGAGGAAUGAUUUAACCCUCCCCUCCCUCACAUGCUGCAGUGGUGAUUACAGCUGGCUCGACCCCGCAGCCAGGUAUUUAAUUAAAACAAAUUCAUGACAUCAUAGCUAAUCACAUUGCUAGCACAAUGUGUAGUUAGGGGCCUUACAUUUUGCUUCCUUUAUGGAGUUCAGAGCCAGACGCCCUGAAACUUUAGCUCUCAAAAUAUGCUCAAGAAUCUUGUAAAUGAAUGAAAAGUGGAAAAAAUUAAAGGGGCGGAAAAGUGAAAAAAAUGAGGGGUGGGAAAAUUAAAGGGGGAGUGUUUAAAGUGUUGGCCACUGGAGUGUAUGGUUUGUGUGAUUUGCAAAACGUCACAUAUUAAUAAAAUACGUUGCUUAAUAAAAUCCUUUGUUGGUGUUCAAAGGCUCUUUAAUGGUGUAUUAAAGUAGCUGGAAUAAACAGCA